This is a messenger RNA of Ostertagia ostertagi, 489 nucleotides long. The record is from the annotation of a GenBank genome assembly. NCBI's taxonomy places the organism in Eukaryota, Metazoa, Nematoda, Chromadorea, Rhabditida, Trichostrongylidae.
UCGUUUCAGUUAUGCGAGCAACUGGCGGGUGUGAACUUUAUUCAGGAUGUUUCAAUAGUAAUUCUGAUAGCUAUUAUUGAUGUUAUCACAAUAAUCAAAUACAGAAUUUCGUCAGCAGAGGCAGCCAAAGCUACAUGCCAAAAGAAAAGAAACGCGGAUAAGAAUUUAUUGAGACAGACUGUCGUGCAAGGCGUUGUGUUCGCAGUCGAGCUGAGCACGUACUUCUACUUCAGCUUUUUCUUCCAAAACAAAUGGAUAAUUUGGACUUUAACGACCGUGGCAUGGAAUCUUGUGCACUUCAGCGAUGCGGUUAUCAUCAUUGCGUUUAACAAAGAGUUUCGACGACUUAUUUGCUCACCUUUCUUACGUUUGUGGAUCAAAUGCACCAAUUCGUCGAGAGUCUUCGCUAUAGAUGGCGUCGCUUCUGAAGCCUCGCAACACUCAAGCAACCUCAAGAUGGCGGCUCGUUCCCAUCAACAGACUUGUUGA